This is a messenger RNA of Harpia harpyja (harpy eagle), 8002 nucleotides long. It is a transcript of the gene BICD2, whose product is annotated as BICD cargo adaptor 2. Gene Ontology annotation, molecular function: cytoskeletal adaptor activity; dynein complex binding; dynactin binding. NCBI's taxonomy places the organism in Eukaryota, Metazoa, Chordata, Aves, Accipitriformes, Accipitridae. The transcript has 7 exons. The record is from RefSeq and is a predicted model, not a curated record. Bases 222 to 2759 code for a protein of 845 amino acids. Gene Ontology annotation, cellular component: Golgi apparatus; cytosol. Gene Ontology annotation, biological process: microtubule anchoring at microtubule organizing center; protein localization to organelle; regulation of microtubule cytoskeleton organization.
CACUGCGGUCGGCGCUCGGGGCGAGUUUCGCAGCGGCGGCGGCGCGGCGUGCGGGGGUCCGCGGCGCAGCGCAGCGGGCGUCUCGCCCGUUGAUGGCAGCCCGAGCGGGCUCUGCCAUGGCCGCCCGCGGGCCGCGGCGCUGUUAGGAGCGGCAGACGGGCUGCGCGUUCGCCCUUUCGCCCGCCCGCCUCGCCGGUUGGGAGCCGGCGGCCGCCGCCGACAUGUCGCUGGCCAUGGAGGAGGAGGAGUACGCCAGGCUGGUGAUGGAGUCGGAGCCCGAGUGGCUGCGGAGCGAGAUCAAGCGGCUCUUCCAGGAGCUGGGCGAGACCACCCGGGAGAAGAUCCAGGCGGCGGAGUACGGGCUGGCCGUGCUGGAGGAGAAGCAGCAGCUGAAGCAGCAGUACGAGGAGCUGGAGCUGGAGUACGAGACCAUCCGCACCGAGAUGGAGCAGCUGAAGGAGGCUUUUGGGCAGGCCCAUACCAACCACAAGAAAGUAGCAGCAGAUGGAGAGAGCAGAGAGGAGACCUUGAUUCAGGAAUCAGCUACCAAGGAAGAGUACUACAUGAAGAAGGUUAUGGAGUUGCAGACAGAACUGAAGCAGCUCAGAAAUGUCCUUGCCAACACUCAGUCUGAAAAUGAACGCCUUAAUUCUGUUGCACAGGAACUGAAAGAGGUCAAUCAGAACGUGGAGAUCCAAAGGGCCCGUCUGCGAGAUGAUAUUAAGGAAUAUAAAUUCCGAGAAGCGCGUUUGCUGCAAGACUACACUGAGCUUGAAGAGGAAAACAUCUGUCUCCAGAAACAAGUGUCUGUCCUCAAGCAAAAUCAGGUGGAGUUUGAAGGCCUGAAACAUGAAAUCAAAAGGCUUGAAGAGGAAACAGAAUUUCUCAACAGCCAGCUAGAAGAUGCCAUACGGCUGAAGGAGAUCUCCGAACGCCAGCUUGAGGAGGCCUUAGAGACGCUGAAGACAGAGCGGGAGCAGAAGAACAAUCUUCGUAAGGAGCUCUCUCACUACAUGAACAUCAACGACUCCAUGUACAACAGCCACCUGAACAUCUCUUUGGAUGGACUGAAGUUCAGCGAUGAAGCCACAGAGCCCAAUAAUGAUGAAAUCAUGAAUGGAUUUGAACAGAACUGCCUCAGCAAACUCAGCAAUGGCAAGAAUAGUACAUCAACGCCCAAGAAAAAUGAAAGCUUCCCUCCAGCCCCAAGUCUGGUUUCAGAUCUUCUGAGUGAAUUAAACAUUUCUGAAAUCCAGAAGCUGAAACAACAGCUUGUACAGAUGGAAAGAGAAAAGGUGAACUUGUUAACAACGCUACAGGAAUCUCAGAAGCAGCUGGAAAAUACACGGGGGGCCCUCUCGGAGCAGCAUGAGAAAGUUGGCAGGCUCACAGAAAACCUGAACGCAAUGAAGAAGCUCCAGGUGAGCAAGGAACGUCAGUCUGCCCUUGACAAUGAGAAGGACCGAGACAGCCAUGAAGAUGGAGACUAUUAUGAGGUUGACAUCAAUGGGCCAGAGAUCCUGGAGUGCAAGUACAAAGUGGCUGUGGCAGAGAUAACUGACCUAAAAGAAGAGCUCAAAAAUCUUAAGGCCAAAUACAAAGAAUGCGAGUCUAAGUAUGAGGAAGAGAAGAGCAGGUAUGAGACUGAGAGCCAAGCUCUCACUGAAAAGAUUACCUCACUAGAAAAAUCCAGUAGGCAUGACAGAGAACAGGUGGCCAGACUGGAGAAGGAGCUGAAGAAAGUCAGUGAUGUUGCUGGAGAAACACAGGGCAGCCUCAGUGUGGCCCAAGAUGAAUUAGUCACCUUCAGCGAAGAGCUGGCCAAUUUAUACCACCAUGUCUGUAUGUGCAACAAUGAAACUCCAAACAGGGUGAUGCUAGAUUACUACAAGGAAGGUAAAGGGGGACGCAGUAGUCCAGAGACCAAGGGAAGAAGGUCUCCCAUUCUUCUUUCUAAAGGGUUGUUAACUAUAGAGCUAGGAAAGGCAGAGAAUGGAAGCGGUGACAGCAGCCCAUCUCCAGUAUCAUCUCUGCCAUCUCCUGUGUCAGAUCCUCGGAAGGAACCGAUGAACAUUUACAACUUGAUCGCUAUAAUUCGGGAUCAGAUCAAACACCUGCAGGCUGCUGUGGACAGAACAACUGAGUUGUCCAGGCAGCGUGUUGCCACUCAAGAACUUGGGCCAGUGGUGGAUAAAGACAAGGAAGCUCUCAUGGAAGAAAUCCUGAAGUUGAAGUCCCUGCUAAGCACCAAGAGAGAACAGAUAGCAACUCUGAGAACUGUGCUGAAGGCCAACAAACAGACUGCAGAGGUAGCCCUUGCCAACUUAAAAAGCAAGUAUGAAAAUGAGAAAGCUAUGGUUACGGAGACAAUGAUGAAGCUGCGAAAUGAGCUGAAGGCUUUGAAAGAAGAUGCUGCUACCUUCUCUUCCCUGAGAGCAAUGUUUGCUACAAGAUGUGACGAAUAUGUCACACAGCUGGAUGAAAUGCAGCGGCAGCUUGCAGCAGCUGAGGAUGAGAAGAAGACUCUGAACUCCUUGCUUCGGAUGGCUAUCCAGCAGAAACUGGCACUGACCCAGCGCCUGGAACAUUUGGAGCUAGACCAUGAGCAGUCCAAAAGGGUGCGCACAAAAUCUGCUUCCAAAGCCAAGAGCAGUAACCCUAGUGUAAGUCAUAUUCGGUCCUGCGGAGACAGGUCUGAAGGAUCUGUCCUUAACAACCAGGUUUUUUGUAGUGAGAAGUAUAAAAUCUAUUGUGACUAGGACAGGUGUGUAGAAAAAUCAUAUUAUGCAUCUUAUUUUAUGCUGUAACUGUCAGCGUAAAUCCCCACUAUCUAAUGUCGCAGUGAGUUGACUUGUACUAGUAUGUUGUUGAACCAAGUAAUACAAAUUGUAUUAUGGUGGUCUUAACUGUAACUAAUUCAUAAGUAUGGGGAUGCUAUUAACAAGUUAAUAGUGGAAAGGAAUUAGCUUUUUCCACAAUUAACAUGUAUGGGUUUUGCUGUUAAUGGUAAGUGUUAAAAGAGUACACCCGAUAUAGGACAUCUGGUGCUACUAAUUGUAGUUUGUAUAGCGCAAAUGUGAUCCUUUCUCCAGGGUUGCAGCAUACUUCAAUACAUGCUUUCACAGGCAGGAACAAACAGAAAACCUUCCUUGUUAUUGUGGCUUAAGAAGUGGUGAAAAGCAAAUGUUAAAAUUAGAGGUAUGUCUUGAAAAUGCAGAGCAUUUUGAAACUGGAACCAAACUUAAUUUGCCUAUUGUGGCAGAUAUUAAGAACUUGCUGUCAUAUCACCACUGACCAAAGUCCUAAGGCUUUUACAGGCUAUAAAACCUAGAAAAAAACUUGGUAGGGUACACUAUUUACACUCUGCUUCCCUCUCUUCAGAGGGUUAACCAGAAGAAACUUGCACAUUUCUAUUAAAAAUAUGCAAUAUUUACUCCAUCUGAUGUAAAACUUAAAGUUUUAAGAAUUGGGAUCCUACCUGGUAGACAGUUCCACUUUAAGAAGUUAUGCUGUGGAAAAGUGUCAUGUCCUGAAAGGAUCUUUGUGGUCUCAUGUUGCUCCUUGCAAGCAUAACACUUUGGAAAGAAUCUGUUUUAUAUAUUACUGUAGCCACAAAACGUAUAUGUGUCGAAUUAAUGUGACUAUGGUCUAGUAUUGUCAGUCACAAAACAGUUUUUCUCAGCUUUCAGUAUUAACCUAAAUAGGAUAGUAUUUCAGAGCUCUGAUCAUUUUUUUAAAUACACAAAAGAUAUUGCAUUCCUUAUGCAAGCACAUGUUUCACAGGGCUCUACAUUAUAGGCACAGGAAAUUGAACCAGAUCAUCCUGCUAAUAAUUAUUUAUGAAGUAGCUUAGUAUACAUAUUAAUCUUUAAAAACAAAUAAACCUUUGUCUGCUAUUGAACUUUUAAGGGGCCUUUUUAGCCACUUAAUUACCGUAUGUUUGAUAAUAUAAAAGUGUACUUCAUAAUUGGUGCCUACAUAAGAGAAAAAGAUUGAAAAUGUUGCUUCUAAAAUUGUGGAAAAUUUGUGGAGCACAACAAGGCACACUUUUUUUUUUAAACCAGAGUUUUAAAGUGCCUAGCCUCAAAUUUUAUUUUAAUGUAAAGCCCUGUUCAUUUUGUACUCCUUCAAAUGAUUUUGUAUGCCUAUAGUAUUACUAAAAGCAAUGCGAGACUGCACAGUUGUCUGCUUGAUAGUGAUGUUUUAUAAAGCCAUUCUAAUAUUCCUGGUGUGGUAUUGCCUCAUCUCACUACCAUUUCUUAUAGAUGAUCAGCAGCUUGCUUCCUCUGCAUUGCCGCUCUGCCUAUAAGUAGUCAGGAGAUAUCACAGUACUAAUAUAAGGUAAUAAGGAGCACAGCUUGUUUUCCCAGUGAGGGGAAACCACAUGGGAUUUUGGCUUCCCAGAUAUUAUAGCAGGGGGGCGGGGAAAGACAGACUUCUAAAUUCAUACAGUGAGACUUUAAACAAAUGGAAUUGUAGAAACCUUGCUACAAAGCUGGGAAACAUCAGAAUGCCACAAUCCAGUGCCAGAAUUGCAUUUACCAAUAUUGAGAGGAGGAAAAAAAACCCAAGUGAUUUAAGUCUAGUAUGUUGCUCAAACAUCACUGCUUGAGAAGUUUAAACAAAUAGCAAUUCUGGCUUUAGAAAUUAGGCCCUGUGCAUCUGUUAUUACUUUUUUUAGAAAACACUGAAUUCUCCUGAAUUUGAGCUUUAAUAUUGCUAAAUAGCAGGUUUGAUAUUUUAGAAGCGAGACAUCUUUUAACAAUUUUCAAUCCUGCUUGUCUCUUCUUUGCUGCACAAUCUUCCAAAAGGCCUUUAUUCUUCUCAUUCCUGCAUUAAGUAUAAUUUAUAAAUACUUCGUAAAAGCAGGCAUUUGAGUGCUAACUUUCUCUGCUCCAAUAGAAACAGUUACAAUUUUGCUACUAUGGUAGGGAGCUUUAAUACAGUAUUCACUGCUUCCAUGUCUCUAAUGGCAGUAUUUUUGCAAAAUACUGAUGGCAAAAAGGUAAAUUGGAGAAACUAAUUGAAUGCGUUGUUAGGUUUUUUUCAAAUUAAUUGGAACAUUCUGUAAAGAUUUCAAUGUUACCAGACAGUGACUAUUACUAUCAGUCUUGGCUCACGCUUUCAGUUCCAAGUAUGAACAAUUUUGCUAUUAGCCCAGUAUAGUCUUAGUAGUCAUUUCCAUCUUCAUUCAUUUCUGUGAAUCUUUAAAAAACAAAAAAGCCAACCUGACUGCUAUUUGAGCUUGUCAAGGUUAUGGCUUAAGUUCUUGUAGCACCUGUUAUAAAAAGAAAUGAGGAAUGGUGGUAAGGUGACUUGAUCCUGCUGUUUCUAUUUUUAGAUAAUAUUUAAGAUUGAGUCUUGUAAUUCUUGAUUAACAAUUUCUUGAAACGUACAUUUGCUGUAAGUCUUUCAUAUCACUUUCAAUGGGUUGGGAUAAAGCAUGGAAAAUUCCUUAAGCCAUCACCUACCUCUGCAAGCAGGCUCUUCUUCUGAAUGAUACUCUCUGCAUUGGCCUGCAUGAUAUACUGACCUGCAUGUUUCUGGAGAACCUAAAGCUUCACUGAAAAUGUUUCUUGCACAUUGAUUGCCAUUAACUUGUGCUUGAACAGCAAAGCUUUACUCAGUACUUGUAAGAAGCCUUCUUUCUGCAAAGCUAUUGCUUCCAGGCUAGCCCCAUAAAGCAUUGUUUCAUCGGCUUGGGAAGCAUGUCUGAGCUAAAAUGGCUGCUUCUGUCCCAGUAAGCUAACAGACACCCUCAACCAACUAACCUGCUUUUGCAGCACGUUGUUUUAAGUUUUCAGUUCUUUAAUUGAGAAAUAAACACUGAUUUUUUUUUUUUUUUUUUCCUAAUGCUAUUUUAUUUUUCCAUUUUUCAGCUGUAGAGUAGUCCCUGGAGAAGGCCUUUCCAACAGUGCAACAGCAUUUCUUAACCUCUUUCAUUAUGGUUAAAAGUGGUAGCCCAUUGCACAAAGAAUGGAAACCACUGACCUGAUCCUAACUUUUGAAAACACCUUUUCCUAUAUACUACCUGAAACUUUCCUUUUAUGUCUGAAGCUAUAAAACAAACAAGCUUUACCUGUAAGUGCUGCUGCAGUAAGAAAACUUACAAGUGCUGAAGAAACCUACUUCAAAUGUAACGAUCACCAUAUUAGUUUAUGAUCUACUAGAAAUGUUCGGAUGGGGGAAUUUCUUAUCUCAUUGCAGAUGCUCAUUUUUUAUCUGAUUGUUAAACCUGUGCACUUUUGAUAUUUUGAUAUUUUUCUUUAGCUUCUUUAAUUCCUUAUGUAGAAGAGUUUAUAUAAAUGCAGUGGUUUGUGCUCAUAGUCUCUCUCCAAUUCGGGCUUGUGAUUUUUGAAUUCUACAUCAGCAUGUGGCAGAGAUUUUUGGGGGGCUCUAGAUUGUGAUUAGAAAAGAGUUUCAACAAAAAAAACAGGAGCUCUGCUAAACUGUGUGCUGUGCUUCAGCAGCUUUUUUUAUUAUUAUAAAAUGUUAAGCUUUAUAUGUUUAAAUUACUGAUUUUUUUUUUUCUUAACUGCCAUGUUCAUUAAGAAAUCCAGGGUAUUCAAAUUCUGGGGUUUUUUUCAUAUUGUAUUAUUAUUCUUAGGAAUAGUUCAAUGUAACAAGAAGAAAACUUGACUUUGCUCUGGUUAAAACAGUAAUAGGCACUUGAAAAAUAUUAAAUAAGUAGUAUUACCUAUAAAUUCCAGAUUUCCUGGGUUUUAGGAAGUUGAAGUAUUAUUGAUUAACAGAAUUUUAUACAACUAUACCAGUUAAAUUCCAAAUUGGAAUUGUUUUGUUACUUUUUCAUUUUAUUGUGCCAAAUUAUGGUACAUUUAGAAAGAAAAAUUCUAAAGUUGUCAAUGAUAGGGUGUUAUAUAUCAGCGCCUUUCUGUCAUUAAUUAUUGCCAGUAGUGCCUUUAAUCAUUUUAAGGGAGACUCUUAGAGUAGCUUAGUCUAAGUCCUGUAACUUAGAAGAAAUGGAAUGGCUGUUUUGGAAUUUAUUAAAGACAUGGAGCAAUAAGUGCAAAGUGAACUCCCCUUUCGCACAUUUUUAAUGGGUAGUCUUACUAUAGAGAUUAUAUAUUCAAGGAAUUGUAAAAAAUUCUGUUAGUCAAUGAUAUUUCAUCAUGCAAAUCCUUGCAAAUUCAGGGGUAUAGAGAAAAAAACCACAAACCUAAACAAACCCGAAUACACUUUUGGGAACCAAAUGGACUCAUGGUGAACAAAUGAGCAAGAUGUAUUAACACAUUUGUGGUAACAGUACAGAGAACAUAUAAGGAAUAUUGAUGUUAUAUUAGCUUUGUAUGGUGGUGGGUGCAGUUAGCCAUAGUAUUGUUUGCAAAUGUGAACAACAAAACAUUGAUAUCUUCUCUUGCAUGUUGUAUCUAAUCAUCGUAAUUUCAGGAAACAGAAAUGGAGAAGUGCAUCAACAAGCUGUACCUAUUUCUCUACUGUUUGUUGAGGCUCACAUGAAUGAUUAAAUUGGUACUUGUUGGGGGGGAGCCUUCCCACUCCUCAAAAAAAGUACAAAUUGAAAUAAUAUUGACAGUGGGGAAAAGAUUUCUGUUUGCUGGAAAAAAGCAUUAUUAUUCCUAGAUGUGGGGACUUUUUAUUUCCAUCUUCUGUUACCGUAUUGAUUCAUAAGAAAUAUUGUUGCAUUUAAAAUAACUACAUUUGUAUGUGGGUAUUUAUUUGAAAUGAUGUCGAAGUACUGUAUUAUGUUUCAUGUGCAUUACCUUUUAGUGGUGGAUUGGUCUCCAUUUAACGUCAUAUGCAUGUAUUCUUGCCAAGUAAUCUUUACACAGAUCUGAAAAAAAAAAAGUUAAAGAGAAAAUGUGGAAACUUCUUAAAAGUAUAACUGCGUGUUAAUUGGAUAACCUUAGGAGGUAUAGAGGGCAAAACCUUACUUCCAAAUUAAUAAAAAAGUGUUUAAUGUAGGAAAGCAAUCUGCCUGCAUAAAGGUAGUCACAUUGGCAGUAUCAAUAAAAGAGAAAAGGAA